AUGGAGUCGGCAGUGGCUGGUGCAGCGGACAUCGGCCGGUACGGCCGCCGAAUUGUUAGGAUGAUCUGGGAUCCGGAGCCUACCAACGAUCCUAUCGCGAACCGACCCGCCUGGUGUUUAGGUUACGAAUACACUUUGGAGACAAACACUACUCCAAAGGCCAAGGGAGAGGAUGGCAAACCAUCAACCGCGACGAGUAGCGACCACCAGCCUAACCCUGCUCAGGCCAAUAAGGUGCCUCCCAUGUCGUCUGCCCAUCUACCUACAGAUGCCGCCACCACAGCACUCCCCGGAAAUACAACACCACCUACACCGGAGGCUGCGCUGGAGGAGCCCUCCAAAAUCCCAUCACAACCGACUGCAAUCGACACCCCACCGGACUCUGUCGACAGCAGUUUCGACUCGUCCAUGGCAUACGACGACGUUCCGGAUGACGGAGGCUGGCCACCUGCGUUCCUCAACGACUUUGAGUCGCGGAUAUGGAUGACUUACAGGUCCGGAUUCGAACCUAUUCCUAGGUCCACGGACCCGACCGCUUCUGCGAGGAUGUCCUUUGCAAUGCGCCUUAAGACCAUGGCCGACCAGCAGGCCGGCUUCACAACGGAUAGCGGAUGGGGAUGUAUGAUCAGGACUGGCCAGAGCCUGUUGGCCAAUUCCCUGCUUACUUGCCGUCUCGGUCGUAGCUGGCGGCGCGGUCAGGCACCUGAGGAGGAGCGAAAGCUUCUUUCUCUGUUUGCAGACGAUCCCAGAGCCCCCUACUCAAUACACAAGUUCGUCGCACACGGUGCAGCCAAGUGCGGCAAGUACCCGGGGGAAUGGUUCGGGCCAUCAGCAACGGCCCGAUGUAUACAUGCUCUUGCCAAUGCAACCGAGGAGUCUUUUCGAGUUUACUCGACCGGCGAUCUUCCGGACGUGUACGAGGAUAGCUUCAUGGAAGUUGCCAAGCCAGACGGAAAGACAUUCCACCCAACGUUAAUACUCAUCAGCACGAGACUGGGCAUAGAUAAGAUCAACCAGGUCUAUUGGGAAUCGUUGACAGCUACUCUGCAGCUACCUCAAUCAGUUGGAAUUGCUGGCGGUCGUCCUUCAUCAUCACAUUACUUUGUGGGAGCGCAAAGGUCAGACGAGGACCAGGGCUCGUUCCUAUUCUAUCUAGAUCCGCACCACACACGCCCAGCGCUUCCCUUCCACGAAGACCCACAGCUUUACACCACCUCGGAUGUAGACUCGUGUCACACUAGGCGACUGAGACGACUUCACAUUCGUGAGAUGGACCCCAGCAUGUUGAUAGGGUUCUUGAUCCAGGGCGAGGAGGACUGGCAUGCGUGGAAGAGCUCCGUCAAGCAUGUCCAGGGCAAGUCCAUCAUUACAGUUUCGGACCAUGACCCUUCAAAGGGCUCGGCUUCUGGACGGCCAUCGGCCAUUGAUGAGGUUGAGACUCUGAGUGAUGAUGAUUGCGAUACUGUUUUGGAUGGAUAG
This is a messenger RNA of Pyricularia grisea, 1479 nucleotides long. RefSeq lists its product as uncharacterized. Bases 1 to 1479 code for a protein of 492 amino acids. The transcript is spliced from 4 exons. Lineage: Eukaryota; Fungi; Ascomycota; Sordariomycetes; Magnaporthales; Pyriculariaceae. Gene Ontology annotation, molecular function: protein-phosphatidylethanolamide deconjugating activity. The record is from RefSeq and is a predicted model, not a curated record.